UCACUCGCUCUCUGUGUGUUCGGGGGACUCUUUCGCUGUGUCGCGUUUUCUCUGAUUUUCUUUGUUUGGGUGAAAAUUGGGCAAAAGUAUUUUUUGGGUUUAUCAACUGUAAUUUCUGCUCCAGAAGUAGAUGCUACUUGAUUGUCACACUGCGGUAUGCGAUUUCGGGUGGAACUUCAUUUCCAUAAUCGGAUAUAUCGUCUGUAUCACAAGAACUGUUAUCACUCAUGUUUACUUUUCGGUUAGGUACCAAUAGGUUAUAAACAAGACGUCUUGCUCUAAUGAUACAUAAUUUUGCAAUCAUAUAUAUGUAAAACAAAUGACAGCGACAGGAUAGGUAUCCCCACGCACGCUUCAAAUGUUCCCGCGCACGCUGUGAGAGAGCGUGCCUAAGUCGAUGACUUUAGCGCCAAAACAAAUGACUCUAAGUCGAGCUCCGCGCUAGCUGUUAUGAAAAGAAUAUAUCGCUUUGUUUGUAUAAUAGAUAUUGAAGUAUCUUAUCGUCACACUCCUAUCAAAUAUUGUGUUUACACACUGAUAAAAGGAAUACCACAUCUGCACGUGGCAACGCAAGAAAUUAUUGCCAGUCUCAGUGCUCAACUCGAGCGCGAUGGAUACAUCGUGUGCACUGUUAUUUCUCGUGGCAGUUCUGAGCGUCGUCUACUAUUAUCUAAAAUGGCCUUACACCCACUGGAAGAAACAAAAAGUAAAGUGCGUUCCUGGCACGAUUCCGGCUUUCGGACAUCUCUUGCCAAUUCUGUUUUCGCGUGAAAGCUCAUCGGAUCUCUUUACCAAAGUUUACAGAGAUUAUGAAAAAAGUAGUAUGGUCGGGAUGUACUUCUUUCGAACACCCGCUGUACUGGUGCGUGAGCCGGAAUUAGUGAAACGCGUACUAGUUAGUGAUUUUCAAAGCUUCCAAAACAACUUAUUACUCUUGAAUCCGAAGAUGGAUCCAUUCAUGUCGAAGAAUCCGUUCUUUUGCUGGGAUGAGGACUGGAAAGCAAUGCGAUCUCAAAUGAUCAACAACAUGUCGCAAAAAAAGUUGAAGAUCUUUUUCGGUAUCAUGCACCGGGUGUCUGACAAGUUUGAUGAUUAUCUUUCUAAACAAGUUGGAAAAGCUGCUGACCUCGAAGUAGACAUUAAGUAUGUCAUACUAAGAUUGACCGGUGAGUUGGUAGCUAAUACAGCUUUUGGGAUCGAAGGUGGUGGCUUCGAGAGCGAAAUCAGUCCUCACAGUUUCACCGGCAGAGUGGAAAAUAUGUUGAAGCCGACAUUCACCACCAUCUACAGGCAAAUGUUAGUCUUGUAUCUUCCGGAAUUCGCUUCGGCUCUCGGACUAGGUUUCCUCACGAAUUCGUUGGACAGCUUUUUGAUAAGCACAGUUGACAAUAUCAUGCGUCACCGAAAAGAACAGGGGCUUGUCGUUGAUGACUUACUUCAAAUGAUCAUCGAAGCAUCCGAUGAUUUGGAUCCUAAAGUUGUCGCUGGCAAAUUGAGUGGAUACUAUUUCGAUGCUUACGAAACCGCAGCCACAAUGGCAUCCUUUGCUUGCUUCGAACUGUCUCAUAAUUCGCAAGCGCAAGAUAAAGCCCGCUCGGAAAUCAAAGAGAUUCUCGAUAACUACGAAGGGACGUUGAGUUACGAAGCUCUGAAAGACAUGAAGUACCUGGAGCAAGUUAUCCACGAAACCAUAAGAUUGUACCCCAUUAUAGGCGCUGCUUACAAAGUCUGUACUCGGAAGAUUACGCUCGAGGGAUCUGAUGGACAAAGUUGUUGUUUGGAGCCAGGUAACAUUGUGGUUGUACCCAUACUCGGUCUGCAUACGGAUGAUGAGUACUGGGAGAAUCCUCACAGCUUCGAUCCGGACAGGUUCAACGAAGAGAAGAAGAACGUGACGAAAUUUUCUUUCUUACCCUUUAGCGAAGGGCCGAGAAUGUGUGCGGGUAUGAGGUACGGAAUAAUGACUGUAAAGACAAUUUUGGCUACGAUAAUUAAGAGUUAUACAAUUGAAACUUCACAGAAGACUAGUAGACCUCCAAAACUUGAGACUGGAAGUGUGUUAACUCUUCCUGCAGAAGGAUUGUAUGUGAAAUUGAAGAGGAUUGGUUGACAAAUUUUAUCAUCAAAAAUAAUUUUACAGAAUCAUAGGCGAUUUUUAAAGCAUUUUUAUUGAGUUUUCACGAAGUUAUUCCAUUGUUACAUUUCAUAGUAUAGUCAACAUUACGAUUUAAAUACCAGCAUUACUUUAUAAAUAUGUAAACAAAUCUUGUAAAAAGUUUAUACUGUCAAUCAAAGCAGUACGCUUUACAAAUAAACCCAAGUAUGUACGUAUAUGUCUCUUUGUAACAUUAAAAAUAUCGAUUGUGAGUAUACAUAACAUUUUCGUUAUCGAAUAGUAGGAAUAUAUAUAUAUAUAUAUAUAUAUAUAUAUAUAUAUAUAUAUAUAUAUAUAUAUAUGUUUAUCAUCGAGAAAAAUACGCUUAGUCAUCAUAUCUCAUCAGCGUUAUCCCACUCGUUUAAUAUGUGCAAAACAUCCAUCCAGAGCAAACGCUUAUCUUGUUAUACAAAAGAAAUGUUUCGAAAUAAACGUUCAGUUCUAAACUGGUCUCUAUACGAAAAAACUCGUCUGUAUAUAAAAAUAGCCUGAACCAACGACUCCGUCUACAUCUUCAUCUCGGAUUAAAAUUGCAUCAGAUCCCUAACCGUGUACAAACACAUCCUUCCAAAAAUAUCCAUAUUUUCAUCCACGCAAUUUGACGCUCUAAAAUCACUUCUAUAUAACCUACGCAACUUUUCAGAAACGUUUACAAUGCACUUUUUAAAGGUUCGUCACUCCAUUGUCUAGGAGCACGCGAAUGCACAGUGUUCCGACGAUUUGUAAUAUCACGCAUAUUUUGAUAGUAGCCUCUUUUACAUGAGUAUUAUACGCACUACUGUUAUACAUAGUAAACUUACUUUACGACGUGGACUACGUGGCUAUUACACAUUUUAUCUGAACUCAAGGAUGGAAAAUUGAAAAAAAAGCUACGCUACAGUAUAAUGAAUUCAUGCCUGGACACGUAGGUAAUAUCCUUUUGUGUCGUCUGCCACAGUUGUUUAAGCUGACCCAUUAGUUUAGCCACGCGGUACAUGAAUAGCGCUUGCAGAAGCGCGUCGCAGCUACCUCGAAAGUUUAGUAUUGCCAGAGGAACGCUUGGUUCAAAUUCAAUUGGCUCUAAUUUACCUACGGCUUCGCAGCG
Messenger RNA from Nasonia vitripennis (jewel wasp), 3239 nucleotides. RefSeq names its product probable cytochrome P450 6d5. The transcript has 2 exons. Gene Ontology annotation, molecular function: monooxygenase activity; oxidoreductase activity, acting on paired donors, with incorporation or reduction of molecular oxygen; iron ion binding. NCBI's taxonomy places the organism in Eukaryota, Metazoa, Arthropoda, Insecta, Hymenoptera, Pteromalidae. Bases 611 to 2110 code for a protein of 499 amino acids. The record is from RefSeq and is a predicted model, not a curated record.